AUGAUCGACUCCACAACUACCGACUGCGGUAGCGUCAACGAACAGCUUUCCAGCCUGCGGUGUGCUAUGGAGGAGGCACUUCUGACCAAUAGAACGUUCGUGCUGCCUCGCCACAUCUGCAUCCGCCCAGCCUUCAACAUCGACGCUGCUAGGAUAGUGAACACAUCCCAAACGGAGAUGCUUUUAGAGGAUCUCUUCGACCUUAAAGCCAUCGCCAAGGCUUUGCCUAAGGGCAUCGUCUUUGCUGACUCAGACGACUGGAAACAGACGCUUGUUGCCGCCCAAGACGCGCAGACCCUGGCAGAUGCUCGAAAGAAAAAAACUUUUGAGGAAGAGGGAGGAGAGGGUGGAGGAGCGAAAGAGGAGGAGGAGGACGAGACUCUGGCACAGUAUUUGGUGGUGGAGGAUGGGAGUGUGAGUUGGAGGGAGCUUCGGGACGUGCCUGAUUAUGCCGAGGCUAAGAUUGUGCAUCGGAAAGAUGGCCGGCCGUGGAGGAGGGUGUGUGAGACGCGGUUCAACGGCACGGCAGUGAUCUACCACGGCCCGCCCUUUGCCAAAUACAUCCGCGACCUUGCCAUGCAGCUAUCGGAGAAGCUGGGCCACUUUGUCUUCCUGCACGUGCGCCGGCACAACACGGACAUCAUGAGGGACGAUGCCUCCUACCUGCGCUGCCGGCACCUGGACCGCGACACGCGCGUGCCGGCCAUCCGAAGGCACAUCUGGCGGCUCAUCCCGGAGAACAGCACUCUCUACAUCGCUACAGAUGAAGUCAACCAGGGGUUCUUCUCAGGCCUCAAGCAGUGGUGA
Messenger RNA from Closterium sp. Naga37s-1, 807 nucleotides. Lineage: Eukaryota; Viridiplantae; Streptophyta; Zygnematophyceae; Desmidiales; Closteriaceae. The record is from the annotation of a GenBank genome assembly.